GAGAGCGUUAUAUAUAUAGAUAGCCCUCCUCUUCUCAUCCUCCACCAUCUCUCAUUUUUAUAACCAAAUAUUUACAACAAUAUUAUUCACAAACACCACAAAUCUCCUUCUCAUUUAUUUUCGACUAGCUAGAUAUAACUCAGCUUAGACUACCCAUAAUGAAUAAUUUUAUGAGUAAUUAUAAUGGGUUGAAAGGGCAUUCUUCUUCUGGGAUGAAGAUGAAGAUGAAGAUGAAGAUGAAGAUGACGAGGAGGCAGAGGCAGGUGGGUGGUCGUGGCGGCCGCAAGUCAACGGUGCAAGUGAAGGUGAAGAAGCUGCAAAUGUUGAUUCCAGGAGGGAGAGGGUUGAAGGCAGACCGGCUUUUUCUUCAAACCGCCGACUAUAUACUUCAGUUGAGGUUGCAAGUCAACGUUCUGCAAGCGCUUUCCAAGAUUUACAGGCUCUCUUAGCCAUGAGAUGAGGAGUCUACAGUCUACUACUUGUGAUGCCUGCAUUUCGAUCUUACCUACUUAAUUAUGUUAUAUAAUGAUGAUAACAUAUUGUAUGUUUCUUUCUCUUA
Prunus dulcis (almond) is the source of this 559-nucleotide messenger RNA. RefSeq lists its product as uncharacterized. The transcript has a single exon. Bases 159 to 449 code for a protein of 96 amino acids. The record is from RefSeq and is a predicted model, not a curated record. Gene Ontology annotation, biological process: regulation of DNA-templated transcription. NCBI's taxonomy places the organism in Eukaryota, Viridiplantae, Streptophyta, Magnoliopsida, Rosales, Rosaceae.